Drosophila kikkawai is the source of this 1218-nucleotide messenger RNA. Its product is annotated as membrane metallo-endopeptidase-like 1. Gene Ontology annotation, cellular component: plasma membrane. NCBI's taxonomy places the organism in Eukaryota, Metazoa, Arthropoda, Insecta, Diptera, Drosophilidae. Gene Ontology annotation, molecular function: metalloendopeptidase activity. The record is from RefSeq and is a predicted model, not a curated record. Gene Ontology annotation, biological process: proteolysis.
AUGGAUCGAAGAGGAACGACAAUCGGCUGGAUCGGCAUCGUGUGCCUUAUGGCGCUGGCAACCGGAGGCACUUGGACCGAGAGAAAGGGAGUUUUCUACAGUCAAAACGAGCGGAUUAUGGACCGCAUGCUGCGCACCAUGGACAAGUCAGUGAGUCCCUGCGAGGACUUCCACAAGUAUUCCAGUGGUCGAUAUAGCGAGGGGUUUAACGUAAAGCUCGAAUAUCUUGCUGACGCGCUUGGGGAAGAGAUCAACCCCAAGUUCCACUCUCUGUUCGAGAAGCUGAAGAACCGGGCGUACAAAAAGGACAGCAUGGAGGAGAAAGUCGUCAGGCUGUACAACUCCUGCGAAGCGGCGAGAAGGGAGAACCGGAGCUCGAACAUUUUUCUGGACGUGAUGAGGCCGGAUGUUAACCUCUCCUGGCCUUUGUAUAUGCCAGAAGGCAGAAAGUGGCCCCAGGAGCGGUUCCGAUGGCUGACGACAUUGGCCCGAUUGAGCCGCCAUGGCCUGCGAAAUGUCCUAUUCCAUGUGAGUCUUAGGGUGGACAGCGAAGAUAAACGGAGCUACGUGUAUGUGAUCGAUAGAGCUGACAUGAGAGAUAGAGAUACAGACAAGUUCAGAGUCUUGGGAAUCCCAAUCGAGAGCAUAAAUAACUUGGAAUUUGAAAUAUAUAAUAUAAUGAGUUCAACUAAGAGCGUGACCAAACGUCUGAGCCUUCAGGAACUGGAAAGAGUGCAUGGAAUAAGCCUCAUGGAUUACUUUAAGGUCGCCCAUAAUCGAAAUCUCAACCCGAACACUCUGAUCCAAGCGGAUGUCGCCUACCUGGAGGCGCUUAACCGAAUGCUGAAUUCCUACGACCAGGAGAAGGUGGCCAACUACCUGAUGGGACUCUUUGGAACAUUCAUGGCGUUAUACCAGGACAACCCUAAGUACCAGUGCGUCGUGGCCGUGAGAACUUCCAUGAAGGCUGCUUGUGAACAACUGUAUAAUAAGCACAUUUUGGGUGAAACCCAUGAGCUCGAGUCUCAGGUCCAGCUAGUGUUCGAGGCGAUCAGGAAGCAGUUCAGCCAGAGGUUGGAGGCGAAUCGCUUGAACCUAUCAACCACUUACAUUACUAACCUGCGGAAUAAACUGGACACUACAACUCUAAAUAUCGGUGCCCUACCCAAGAAGAAGUAUCGCCAAAGGUGCAUUAUACAAAUAUUUGAUAAACAGUAG